This is a messenger RNA of Lodderomyces elongisporus, 1854 nucleotides long. RefSeq names its product allantoinase (gene DAL1). The coding region runs from base 1 to 1854 and encodes 617 amino acids. Gene Ontology annotation, molecular function: allantoinase activity. The transcript has a single exon. The record is from RefSeq and is a predicted model, not a curated record. Gene Ontology annotation, cellular component: cytoplasm. Gene Ontology annotation, biological process: purine nucleobase catabolic process. NCBI's taxonomy places the organism in Eukaryota, Fungi, Ascomycota, Pichiomycetes, Serinales, Debaryomycetaceae.
AUGUCUAGAGCAAUAUCGUCCACCAGAGUGUUGAUCGACUCGGAGGUGAUUCCUGCAACAAUCAUUUAUUCUACAAAGACAGGCAAGAUUCUACACGUGGAAAAAAGUAUACUUCCUCCGGGUGAUCCCAUACUUCGCAAAUAUGACGUUUUACUCAUUGACUAUCGUAAUGUCACUCCUGCAGUGGUAAUGCCCGGAUUAAUUGAUGCUCAUGUACAUUUGAACGAACCAGGAAGAACAGAAUGGGAGGGUUUUGCCACGGGAACUAGGGCAGCUGCAUCGGGAGGUGUUACUACAGUGAUUGAUAUGCCGUUGAAUGCGAUUCCACCCACCACCACAGUUGCCAAUUUCAACCUCAAGAUUAACGCUGCAAGAAACCAGUGCUGGGUCGAUGUUGGAUUUUGGGGUGGACUUAUCCCAACAAAUCUUGCUGAUUUGAUCCCAUUAAUUAGAAUGGGCGUGAGAGGGUUCAAGGCGUUUAUGAUUGAAAGUGGUGUUGAAGAGUUUCCAGCAAUAACACCAAAGAUUAUUCUUGAAGCAAUGAAGAUUGUUAAGCACGAAAAGACAUUAUUGAUGUUUCACGCUGAGAUGCAACCAGUAGAGAAACGUAUCGAGUUUGAAUUUUCCGAUACCGAUGACGAGUAUUCCAAAAACAAUAAUAGUUUAGAAGAUAUUGACGAAGUACCAACACCCUUGGAGAACGAUGGCGAUUUGGAGGUAGACACGAGUUUCAACUUGGGAAUGUCUGCAUCAUUUAUUAAUAGGGCACCUGUUCAAGUUAUCAACCUCUUACGAAAAGACCACGGUGACCAUAAACACGAACAUGAAAAUUGCAAGUUUCCUCAUAGACAUGCAGGCUCAAUAGAUCAUCAUGUCCUUUCUGACGAACAGGCCAAGGCAUUGGCACGUACCCCUAUUCUUGCCAGUUCUGAGCCCACAUUUGGUAAACAUGCCUUAAAAGUGAGUCAAGCAAGUCACGAACUCAUCAAGUCACCACCAUAUCGUCUCCAUCCCGAGCAAACCACAAACAAGUCGACUCCGUUGCUUUUGGCAGCUGAGGAAGAACCUGAUUUGGUUAAUAUUGAUGCUACUUCGUAUGCUUCAUUCCUUGCGUCCAGACCAGACAAUUUUGAAACUACUGCUAUUGCUGAAAUCAUAAAUUGCUCAACGCUUAUCCCCAGUGUACCACUUCACAUUGUUCACUUGGCUACACACGAAGCAGUGCCCCUUCUCCGAGCAGCUAAGGCCAAGGGACUACCAAUUACUGCAGAGACUUGUUUUCACUACUUGUCACUUUGUGCAGAAAAGAUCAGCAACUGCAGCACCCAUUUCAAGUGCUUCCCACCAAUUCGUACAGAUGACAAUAGAAAGUUACUAUGGAAGGCACUUCGAAACGAUAUUAUUACCACCGUGGUGAGUGACCAUUCACCAUGCACACCCGAUUUGAAGGGAAUGGAAAAGGGUGAUUUCUUUGAAGCUUGGGGUGGUAUAUCCAGUGUUGGAUUUGGAUUACCUAUUUUGUAUACCGAAGGAAUGAAAUUGCAGCCACCAAUUACUCUUGCUGAAAUAAAUAAGUGGUGCUCUAUAAACACAGCAAAACAAGUGGGAGUAGAUCAUUUCAAAGGAAAAUUGGAAAUUGGAUACGAUGCAGAUAUCUGUGUAUUUGACACUGAGGCUACUUUUAAAGUUGAAAAUAAUGAAACUUUUUUCAAAAACAAGUUGACUGCAUACGAUGGAAUGGAAUUACGGGGACGUGUUUUAGAGACAAUUGUGAGAGGAAGUACAGUGUUUGCCUUAGGAAAGGGCCAUUCACCAAACCCAUUGGGUGAAUUGAUUUUGGAUCCCAGGAGGUAA